AUGUGGUACUAUACCAGACAAUGUUUACAUUGCCCAAGAAUUCCAUGGCCUAUUCUUGGAGAUAUUUUCACCUUAUAAAGAGUUAUCGCUGGGUUUACUGAAUAUUCAGAUUCCUAACUUGUUGAAUACUACAACUUCAUAUAUAAGGAUAAACCAAUACCUAGCGUUUUCAUCGACUUUAGAACUGGGGAAGGCCAACUCAUAAUAAGUGACCCUGAAAUGGUUUAAGAAAUUUAUGUGACAAAGGCUAAAUAUGUAGACAAAUAUCACAGAGGGAAAAAAUUCUAGCAUGAUUUGUUCGGUGAAUCCAUUUUAUUUGAUAGAACCACUGAAGUUCAAGCAAUGAGAAGAAAAAGGCUAUCUACAGCAUUCUACAAGGAAAAGAUGACUUAAAACUUAAACAUAAUCAUCAAAUAGACAUUUAAUUGGGUAUAAGGAAUAAAAUAGGAUAUUAAAUAGGGGAAAAAUGAAAGAGAGCUUGGAUCUAUGAUUGGUGAGCACUUGCUAGAUUGUAUUCUUACUAGUGUAUUUGGAGAGACUAAACACAAGAAAUUUUUGAAAUAUAUCAUAGAAGGAGAUAAUACAGAGGAUGCAUCUCUUACUGUGAUAGUUUCUAGAAUUUUCAUUAAACUUUCUAGGAAACCUUUUAGAGUGUUUAGACUAUUCACCCAUAGCUUAGACACAUGGUAUAUUGGUGAAGAUGAAAAAAAUAUUCACAAAAAUAUAAUCAACUAUAGGAACAUGCUCUCGGAGCUCAUUUACGAGAGAAGAUAAGCAAUGAAAGAUCCUAAUUUUGAUGGAGCUGAUUUUCUUACAUUGCUAUUGACUGAUGAUUUAUACAGAGAGGAUGACAAUUUGAUUAAAGAUGAAAUAACUACAUUCCUGUUUGCAUCAACAUAGACUACGGCAGCUACCAUAACAAAUCUUAUGUAUUAUCUUGAAUUUGUUCCAAAUGUGAGAUAAAAGCUGGUUGAUGAGAUAUGUACUAUGCUAAGUCCAGACAGAGAAAAGCUUCUCAAAAUUGAUUAAAUUGAUAUGACGUAAGAGCUUUGGAUUGAAAAAUUAGGAUAUGAUAAGCUUUAAGAUGACUGGAAAUAUCUAUAUUUGCUAAUAUAAGAAACUUUAAGAAUAGAACCGCCAGUUAGAGCUUCAACACCUCUUUAAUUAAGUGAAAAGCAGAAUAUUUGCGGUAUAGAUAUAGAUACCAAUAUCACCUUUUAAAUCCAUUUCUACUUCUUGUAAAGAAACCCAAAGGAAUGGUAAUAGCCUGAUAAGUUUAUACCUGAGAGAUUUGAUCCAGAGAGUCCAUUUUACCUCACUCCAGAUGGCAAGAAAAGAAAACCAAAUAGCUUUAGUCCUUUCUUUGGAGGCAAAAGAAUAUGCCUGGGUAAAACCUUCGCUGAGAAUUUCAAAAAGCCUAUCCAUUAUGAGAAGAAAGUGCCAAAAACGUUUUUCAAUGAGAUUAAUGUUCCAAUUAUAUUGUCAACAAUCAAGUGA
This is a messenger RNA of Stylonychia lemnae, 1497 nucleotides long. The record is from the annotation of a GenBank genome assembly. Lineage: Eukaryota; Ciliophora; Spirotrichea; Sporadotrichida; Oxytrichidae.